This is a messenger RNA of Andrographis paniculata, 1314 nucleotides long. Its product is annotated as histone-lysine N-methyltransferase ASHH3. The transcript has 13 exons. The record is from RefSeq and is a predicted model, not a curated record. NCBI's taxonomy places the organism in Eukaryota, Viridiplantae, Streptophyta, Magnoliopsida, Lamiales, Acanthaceae. Gene Ontology annotation, molecular function: protein binding; histone H3K36 methyltransferase activity. Gene Ontology annotation, biological process: regulation of DNA-templated transcription. The coding region runs from base 192 to 1301 and encodes 369 amino acids. Gene Ontology annotation, cellular component: chromatin; nucleus.
ACGAAUUUACCGUUCACUCCCCAAUCCCUCUCCUCUCUUCUGCUCCUUCUUCUCCGUUUUCCUUGUGCCGCUCGCAGUAGCGGUGCCGACGGUCAGCGCAGGCAGCCGGCGUCGUCAGAUUUUCUACUUCCUGAACGUCUGAGAAAUAUUUUGUGUAUUUAUCGAAGGCAGUAGGUUACCUGCCCUUGGCCAUGCCUGCUAUGAAGAAGAGCGCUGAAUGCAUCAGUAUUGGGCAAGUAUUUAGUAAACUGGUGAAGGAGAUUGGAAAUCCGGUGGAUUUUGAACUCCCUGAAUCGAUAGCAAAUUGGAAAAGCACUUCCUACAGCUAUAUCCGGCGCAAUGUAUAUUUGACAAAGAAAAUAAAAAGGCGUUUGGAGGAUGACGGCAUCUUCUGUGCAUGCCGCUCAUCAGCUGAAUCUCCAGGUGUUUGUGGUAGAGAUUGCCUUUGCGGUAUGCUAAGGUCUAGUUGUUCUGCUGGAUGUAUAUGCGGGAGCUCAUGUUUGAAUAAGCCAUUUCAUCAAAGACCUGUGAAGAAGAUGAAAGCCGUGCUGACUGAAAAAUGUGGAAUGGGAGUUGUGGCAGAAGAGGACAUCAGUCAAGGAGAGUUUGUGAUAGAAUAUGUAGGAGAAGUUAUUGAUGAUAAAACUUGUGAAGAAAGACUAUGGAAAAUGAAACACCGUGGAGAAACAAAUUUCUACCUAUGUGAGAUCAAUAGAGAUAUGGUGAUUGAUGCCACUUAUAAAGGAAACAAGUCAAGAUACAUUAACCAUAGUUGUUGUCCCAAUACAGAAAUGCAGAAAUGGAUGAUUGAUGGUGAAACAAGAAUUGGCAUAUUUGCAACCAAUGAUAUUAAGAAGGGAGAGCAUCUCACAUAUGAUUAUCAGUUUGUGCAAUUUGGUGCAGAUCAAGAUUGCCAUUGUGGUUCUAUAGGCUGCCGGAAAAAGCUGGGAGUUAAGCCCAAUAAACCAAAACUUCCUUCGUCAGAUGCAGCAUUGAAAAUAGUAGCAUGCCAGGUUGCUGCAUACUCUCCAAAAGUGAAAGCAACUGUAUCAAAUAGACCGGUUUACGCAAAUGGAGUUUCUGAUUUGGGAGCUUUACGACAUGAUUCUUUUCAGCUCAAGAAGAGGCGUCAAAAUUGCAUUGGUUCAGUAAUAAGAAUUCAUAAUGUUUCGGAGAAAAGAUCCUUUGGAAUAAUUCGACGGUUUGAUAGCAUCAGAAGACAACAUUUGAUCAUGUUUGAAGAUGGAAGCACCGAGUUUCUAGACUUGUCAAAAGAAAGCUGGGAAUUCUGUAAUUUCUAAAUGUAGCCGCAAG